This is a messenger RNA of Dendroctonus ponderosae (mountain pine beetle), 3039 nucleotides long. RefSeq names its product ATP-binding cassette sub-family G member 4. The record is from RefSeq and is a predicted model, not a curated record. Gene Ontology annotation, molecular function: ATP binding; ABC-type transporter activity; ATP hydrolysis activity. The transcript has 12 exons. Lineage: Eukaryota; Metazoa; Arthropoda; Insecta; Coleoptera; Curculionidae. Gene Ontology annotation, cellular component: plasma membrane. The coding region runs from base 192 to 2153 and encodes 653 amino acids.
AAUACGAGAUAAUCUUCAUUAGUAAGCAGUACCCGUUCGAUCAGUACCGCGCUCAUUGAUCCAGUAUCAGCGAUAUCUUAAAUGAACCUUCCGCUCGUUUGCAUCGUACCGAUUCUAUAGUCAAAGCGGGUACUGCUUCAAGAGAUUGCGAUUUUAAAGAUUGUACCUUUCGAGUUGGUACUGAAAAAGUAAUGGAAACGGUACUGAUGGAAGCCUCUGCGGACCAUCAGCAGAAAAAUGGACAUCUGCAGGUGAAUGGCGCGAGUGAUAAAAACAGUGAUUUAGUGAAGACUUACCAGAAAGAGCCGCAAGAAACCAAAGUACUGCUGGAAGACGAUGGAUCUGGAAAAAACGAAAUUGUGUUUAAUAUGGCACCAUCCACUUCACCCAUCGAUAUCAAGUUCGAGAAGAUUACCUUCACAGCUACAGAAGGCAGCAUUCUAAAAGGCAAAAAUAAAAAGCAAAUACUUCAUGAAGUAUAUGGAAGGUUUCCUUCUGGUCAGUUGAUAGCUAUUAUGGGGCCUUCUGGAGCGGGAAAAAGUACGUUGUUGAAUGUUUUGAGUGGAUACAGCAUUCAAGGGGUAGGAGGCAAAGUACUAAUCAAUGGCAAUCCGCGAAAACUGAAAGCAUUCCGACGCUUAUCUUGCUACAUCACUCAGGACGACAGGCUGCAGAACCUGUUAACAGUUAGCGAAAACAUGCACACUUCAGCUGAUCUAAAGCUGCCAUCCAGCACCAGUAAGGCAGAAAAACAGGCAAUUAUAGACGAAAUCCUUUCCACUUUGGGCUUGGGCAAUACAAAGGAGACACUCGUAGAACGAUUAUCUGGUGGUCAGAAAAAACGACUUUCCAUCGCGCUAGAACUAGUCAGCAACCCUCUGGUUUUAUUUCUGGACGAGCCUACGACGGGUUUGGACAGCUCAUCGUGCAGGCAGUGCUUGGAACUAUUGAAAGUGCUGGCAAGUCAAGGAAGAACAAUAGUAUGCACAAUUCAUCAGCCAUCGGCCUCACUCUUUCAAAUGUUCGAUCAAGUGUACGUUUUAGCAGGAGGCCGAUGCCUCUAUCAGGGUGGCACGGAUAACAUGAUACCCUUUUUCGAAGACGUUCAAAGUCCUUGUCCUAAAUUCCACAAUCCGGCUGAUUAUGUUAUCGAGUUAGCAUGCGAGGAAUACGGCAAAGAUAAGGUGGAGAAAAUGGUGCAGGUAUCGAACAAUGGGCAAAACUUGAAGUACUUCAAAGAACCCGAAAAAAUUCUUAAAACAGGUUUUACAGAAAGUACAAUUUUUGAGGAUGACAAUGGUAACUUACAAGCUACCUCCAAACUCAACCAACUCAAAGUUCUUCUAAAAAGAGGCUACAUAAAAGCGAAACGAGAUAAGACUAUGACAUAUCUGAGGAUAGCAGUAAACGCACUGACAGCCUUGAUGUUGGGUACUUUGUAUUUUAAUGCUGGAACUGAUGGCACAAAAGUUAUCGACAAUUAUAACUUGCUGUUUUCCAUUCUUAUGCACCACACGUUUUCUACAAUGAUGUUGACCAUUUUGACGUUUCCCACUGAAAUGAGUAUAUUGAUCAAGGAGCAUUUUAAUCGAUGGUACUCUUUGAAGAUGUAUUACACGUCGGUCACCCUUAUCGACAUUCCACUAUCGGUAUUUUGCUGCUUUAUCUUCACGAGCAUCAUCUACUACAUGACAGCACAACCAUUCGACAACAUCCGAUUCAACAUGUUCUUCAUCACGAGUUUACUGGUGGUAUUCGUAGCACAGAGCUUUGGACUGAUGAUUGGAGCCUACUUUAACGUUGUGGAUGGCACAUUUUUGGGUCCAACCUUAACGGUUCCUAUGAUGAUGUUUGCCGGAUUCGGUGUUUCUUUGAGGGAUCUGCCCUCGUACCUCUACUGGGGAAGUUACAUAUCGUAUCUGAGAUAUGGUCUGGAAGGAGUGGUGGGCGCAAUCUAUGGGCUGAACCGGCCCACGAUUGAUUGUCCUGAAGAUCAGUACUGCCACUACAGGUACCCAAAGAAGUUUUUGGAAGAUAUUGCAGUUAAGUCUGACCAGUUCAGCAACGACGUGAUCGCGCUGGUUCUAUUCUGGUUCAUCCUCAGGACUUUGUCAUUUGUAGUGCUUAAGUACAAGCUACAUGCUGUCAGAUAAUUGUUCUAUAGAUACCCCAAAGUCUCUCAUGUAAAAGUUUCGCAAUUUUUGCCUGAUUUUCUCUGAUAUUACUUGACUAACCUCUAAGUGGAGAGCAAUAACAAUAAAGUACACAUACAGGGUGAAAGCGAUAAAACUGCAGAAAAUAUUGUGUCUGUUAGUUACGUAUCGGCUGCAACCCAUGCGGCUAAUCAAACGCACCAAAACUCCUGCACUUUUGAACUCAGGCAUUGAGGGCCUUUAACCGGUUCCGUUUGCCAGAAAUUAUCAUCGGAAAACUAAUGCAAUCUCUUUGUGUAAAAUGAAGAAUUUGGGAGAAAUUAAUUAAAACUGAAUCUGUCGAUUUCUAAGAUUCUAAAAAACUGCCGCAUGAAUUGCCGUUAUUUUUUGCAUAUUAAUAUUUGAUCAUGAAAAUCACAAACUUGUUAAAAGCAUGUGCUAUUUUUGCAAAUUGUAUAUAAACGCACUAAUUUGGAAACGAUUCGAAUAGUCAAAACACUAUUUUCCAGUUAAUUUCAAGCACUUCAAAUGAUAUUUGAAGCGCAUAAAUAACUUUUUCUCCAUAAAAUUUUAAGCGGGUGUUAAGCAGUUUUUACACACCCUGCAUAAACAUUCCACUUUUUCUCUAAAUAUUACCCGCAGUAGUUUUAGGUGUUAAGCAAGUGCGAAAUUGUUCCUGUACAUUUAAGAGAAAAUUGUCACUUAGGCUGUGUUUAUAUUAUGACGUUGCCAAUAUAUUUAUUAUUAGGUUUUAUUUAUUUUUAUACAUUAGUGUUAAUAAAUCGAGCAAUUUUUGUUACGUAAACUCGUUGUUAUGUUAUGCAUUAAGCUAGUAAAAUAUAAAAUGUUUUUAUAUAAAGGAAGCAAUAAAUUUUUGGUAAUAGAA